Hippocampus comes (tiger tail seahorse) is the source of this 1246-nucleotide messenger RNA. RefSeq names its product solute carrier family 25 member 11 (gene slc25a11). NCBI's taxonomy places the organism in Eukaryota, Metazoa, Chordata, Actinopteri, Syngnathiformes, Syngnathidae. The record is from RefSeq and is a predicted model, not a curated record. The transcript is spliced from 10 exons. Gene Ontology annotation, biological process: transmembrane transport. Bases 126 to 1040 code for a protein of 304 amino acids.
AUGUGACCCACCGUGCCGAUUCACAGUGUCACCUUGGCCCUGGCUGCUGCAGGUGGACUGUCCGGCCCACAGGCAGGCACGAAGACAGGAAGUGAGCCGGGAAUCGGAAUCGGAGCCGGCCAACCAUGACGUCUCCGAAGAGCAAGACGUCUCCGAAGGCCGUCAAGUUCCUCUUCGGAGGCUUGGCUGGGAUGGGCGCCACCGUGUUCGUUCAGCCCCUGGACCUAGUGAAGAACCGCAUGCAGCUAAGCGGUCAGGGUACCAAGGCUCGAGAAUACAAAACCAGCUUCCACGCGAUUGCCUCCAUCUUGAAGAACGAGGGCAUCGGUGGCAUCUACACCGGACUGUCUGCAGGUCUGCUGCGCCAGGCCACCUACACCACCACCCGUCUUGGCAUCUAUACCAUUUUGUUCGAGAAGAUGACCUCAGCCGACGGUCGCCCGCCAAACUUCUUCCUCAAGGCGCUGAUCGGGAUGACGGCCGGCGCCACGGGGGCAUUCGUGGGCACACCAGCUGAGGUGGCACUCAUCCGGAUGACGGCGGAUGGGCGACUUCCUGUUGACCAGCGACGAGGGUACACCAACGUGUUUAACGCUCUGGCUCGGAUCAUGCGUGAGGAGGGUGUCACCACGUUGUGGAGGGGGUGCAUUCCCACAAUGGCGCGGGCAGUGGUGGUCAACGCUGCCCAACUAGCAUCUUACUCACAGUCCAAACAGGCACUGCUAGACUCUGGCUACUUCGGUGACGACAUCCUGUGUCAUUUCUGCGCCAGUAUGAUCAGCGGCCUGGUCACCACGGCGGCGUCCAUGCCCGUCGAUAUCGUCAAGACCAGAAUUCAGAACAUGAGGAUGAUUGACGGCAAACCUGAGUACAAGAACGGCCUGGAGGUGCUGGUGCGCGUGGUGGGCAAGGAGGGCUUCUUUUCGCUGUGGAAAGGCUUCACGCCGUACUACGCUCGCCUCGGACCGCACACUGUGCUCACCUUCAUCUUCCUGGAGCAGAUGAACCGCCUGUACAAGACCUACGUGCUCGAACGCUAACACACGCCGACCGAGACGGACGCGCGCACAAACGCAACCAUAGGUGUUAUAAUUAUAUUCUUUUUAUAAGAAGAAUGGAAAAAAAUGGGGAUUUAGGUCAUGGAUUACAACUUUCUGUCACUUAUCGCCCCAACAACAACAGCAAGACUAACCACGGUGGCAGAUGCUCUAUAUGAUGAUGGUCUAUUAAAAACUUUGGGACAGUU